This is a messenger RNA of Mesocricetus auratus (golden hamster), 6788 nucleotides long. It is a transcript of the gene Epb41l5, whose product is annotated as erythrocyte membrane protein band 4.1 like 5. Gene Ontology annotation, molecular function: cytoskeletal protein binding. The record is from RefSeq and is a predicted model, not a curated record. Gene Ontology annotation, cellular component: cytoskeleton. Lineage: Eukaryota; Metazoa; Chordata; Mammalia; Rodentia; Cricetidae. The coding region runs from base 306 to 2498 and encodes 730 amino acids. The transcript is spliced from 25 exons.
UGGGCGCUGAGUUUCGGGCGAUACCGAGCGGUGGCCGCCGAGGACCGGGCGCCUAGCUGGGGUCUCGGGCGUCGUGGGAGCAACUCUGGUCAGCCCUGACCUCCGUGUAGCGGUGGGGUUAGGGGGAGGUCUAGAGUGUCAACUCGUCAGGGUCGCGAGUGGACGCACACCCGACGGGCCGUGCAAAGCUCGCUCGUGACCCAGUGAAACUUGGGAAUCAAUCGUGUGAGGCAGGUGCGUUCCCAGGAACCGCCAAGGCCGAGGGCGCUUCCCGCCCCCACGCGUGGCGCUCGUCGGUGGCAGAGAUGCUGAGCUUCCUGAGAAGAACACUUGGCCGCCGGUCUAUGCGCAAACAUGCUGAGAAGGAGCGACUCCGAGAGGCACAACGUGCUGCCACACACAUUCCUGCAGCUGGGGAUGCCAAAUCCAUCAUCACAUGCAGGGUGUCCCUUCUGGAUGGUACAGAUGUUAGUGUGGACUUGCCGAAAAAAGCCAAAGGACAAGAACUGUUUGACCAAAUUAUGUAUCACCUGGACUUGAUUGAAAGUGACUAUUUUGGUCUGAGAUUCAUGGAUUCAGCCCAAGUAGCUCAUUGGUUGGAUGGUACAAAAAGCAUCAAAAAGCAAGUAAAAAUUGGAUCACCAUAUUGUCUUCAUCUUCGAGUUAAGUUUUACUCCUCAGAACCAAACAAUCUUCGUGAGGAGCUAACACGGUAUUUAUUUGUUCUUCAGUUAAAACAAGAUAUUCUCAAUGGGAAAUUAGAGUGUCCCUUUGAUACAGCAGUUCAGUUGGCAGCUUAUAAUCUGCAAGCUGAACUUGGUGACUAUGAUCUUGCUGAACAUAGUCCUGAACUUGUCACUGAGUUCAGGUUUGUGCCCAUUCAGACGGAAGAGAUGGAACUGGCAAUUUUUGAGAAAUGGAAGGAAUACAGAGGUCAGACACCAGCACAAGCUGAAACCAAUUACCUAAACAAAGCUAAAUGGCUAGAAAUGUAUGGAGUUGAUAUGCAUGUGGUCAAGGCUAGAGAUGGGAAUGACUAUAGCUUGGGACUAACUCCAACAGGAGUCCUUGUUUUUGAAGGAGAAACCAAAAUCGGCUUGUUCUUCUGGCCCAAGAUAACCAGAUUGGAUUUUAAGAAGAAUAAAUUAACCCUAGUGGUUGUGGAAGAUGAUGAUCAGGGUAAAGAACAAGAGCAUACCUUUGUCUUUAGACUAGAUCAUCCAAAAGCCUGCAAACACUUAUGGAAAUGCGCAGUGGAGCACCAUGCCUUCUUCCGUCUCCGAGGACCUGUCCAAAAGAGUUCUCAACGAUCAGGAUUCAUUCGACUAGGAUCACGAUUUAGAUACAGUGGCAAAACAGAGUAUCAGACCACAAAAACAAACAAAGCCAGAAGAUCGACCUCCUUUGAAAGAAGGCCCAGCAAGCGAUACUCCCGGCGAACACUACAGAUGAAAGCAAACACAACAAAACCUGAAGAUCUUGGUGUUCAUAAUGCUUCAACCCAGAAUAAUGACUUCCAACAGGCUUGGGGUGUGAGGUCUCCUGUACCUAUGAAUCCUGUCUCAUCCUCUGGUCCUGUGCUGGUGGAGAUAGAGAAUCUUCCACAGAAUUCUGCAGCAGACCAACAUGACAGAAAAUGCUUGCCUCUGAAUGUCGAUAUGCUAAAUAGCCCAGACUUACUAGCAACAACCAUUGGUGAUGUAACAAGUACAUCAGAUACUUGGGAAACUUCUCCAGCACCAGAUGACAUUAAUGUAGUUACCAGGUCAAAUGAAUUAGAAGAGCCCAAAGUUGAAUGUGAGACAUUAAAAGAUGACACAGAAAAGCUCAAACAACUGGAAAUGGAGCAGAACAUCUUGCUGUCUCUUCGACCUCCCGUUGUUGACAUUAAUGUCACCAGUCAGGAAGAAGUGAUAAAGUUGACCGAGAAAUGUCUUAAUAAUGCCAUUGAGAGCCCAGGAUUGAAUGCAGUAAGGGUUCCUCCUGACUUCAAGAGCAAUAUUCUGAAGGCCCAAGUAGAAGCAGUGCAUAAGGCUGCAAGAGAAGAUAGUUUAACUCAUAAAAAUGCCAGUGUUCAGGAAGCUGCCACAAACAGUACUGUAUUAAAUGAAAACAGUGUGCCCCUCUGCAAAGAUUCCCUCACUCUGGUGCAUGCCACAGCUGCAGACAGUGGAUCUGUACUAAAGGAUGCUACAGAUGAAUUGGAUGCCUUGCUUCUUUCUCUAACUGAGAAUUUGAUGGACCACACAGUUACACCCCAGGUGUCUUCAUCAUCCAUGAUCACACCCCGGUGGAUUAUCCCACAGAGUGCUGCCAUCUCCACCAGGCUCGCAGGAUGUGGAACAUCUGUGGCAGGGACAGAAGGGUGUGCUGCUAAAGAUGGAUUCUCACUCAUUGCCCCUCCAGCACCGUUCUUGGUAGAUGCUGUGACCAGCUCUGCUCCUCUGGCUGAAGACCCAGCCUUGAAGCAGAAGUGCUUGCUGACUACUGAGCUCUGAGGGCUGCUGCUCCCCACUGUAUCUGGAAUGCCCCACACUAUCCCGUCAGCCCUGGAUCCAGCUGAGUCCUUUACUUGGGGAAAACUUUCUACCUGGAUUUGACUUCAGCUCCAUGAAGAAAGUAGCUACAUUUUCCGUCCAACUGCAAAUCUACCCCCACGUAACUGAAGAUAGCUGUACAUCGACAGUUCCUCAAUUAGUGAAUUCACUAGCUUCCUUCAAGCUCUUGUCUCCACCUAGAGGCUGCAACUGUUUAUAACAAUUUACGGCAAGACUGCUGUCAAGAGCCUUUUCGUUGCCAUUUCCCUGUAAUGUCAGGGCGAGCACACCUGACCUGAGUGCCUGCUAGAAAAAUGAAUGGCAUUUUCCUGCGCAUUGCCCCGGAAGUCAGAAUUCAGGAAACAGGUGAAAGCACUGUGUGGUAGAUCUCAGGCCAGAGCUCAGUGACUAGGGCUCUCAGGGAAGCUGAGAGCACACAGGUUGUGUGUCACCCACACUUUGAAUCCUGAGCAGCAAUGACCUUACUGCUCUGAAUUUGCUUCAGAGGUAAAUGUUAGGAGCUACAGAGAGAUCAUCUCCAGUCAUGUGUGAGCUCCCCAGACCCCCUUUCCUGGAGGAAGCAUCGCAUCGUUCACCUGUCUAUAACUUUGCAGUGGGGGGGAGGGAGCAGAUGUCUAGUCAGAGACCUGAGUCGUCAACCUGAGGCCUGUGCUCUCCUUCCUGAGCCACGGGGGAAUGCAGCCCUAAUAGGCUUGCCAGUCGUGACAGUCAGCGCAGCAGUGCUCCAGACUGGGACCUGUGUAUGACAGCCUCCAGUUCUCCGUAUACACUGAGUGAGCUGGUGGUUUUCAAGCUGAAAAGGAAAGAAAAACACCUGGCAGAAAUGAGGAAUGGUGGUGAGAGAGAUUGGGUUCUUGAAUGAAUUGCCUAGGAAGCUAUGCACAGUAUAGUGAAUGAUGUCCGUUUACACUAGGUUUUUAAAGUUCCCUAGAUUUCCCCAUUCUUUGUACCAAAAGAAGUUCUGUUGUUAAAGUAAUACAUGCUCAUCGUAGAAAAGUGUGUGGAUAUGUGCCUAUAAUCCCAGCACAGAGAAAUGACACUAAAGUAACAUUUAUUGUUUGGGCAGAAAGAUCAGGACCUCAGUUGCCAUGGGGAUGGGAAUGACAUGUAAACAUUGGUAAAGCCAUUGGUGUUGCCUUGAUGUUAAGCUGUAUCUCCCAGAGUUUGUUCAUGUUUCUGCCCAUCAUGUGAUGUGUGUAUGGUUGAGCGCUCAUUCUUCUUGGCUAAAGGACAUCCAGCUCUGUGUCGUUCAAAUGCUGUGGUUUGGACUACCCUGGCUUCAAAUGCUACUGUCUGACUGGGAAGCUUGGAGGUUCAGUCUUACAGUUUAGGGAAGCUGGACAGUUUAGGAACCACUUUUGUUACAGGAGACAGAAUUACCCUUCUUGCUGGCUGGCUCCCUCAGCCAAUAGGCAGCUCAUGCAUUUCAUUAGCAGUGUUUUUGCCAGUCCUCAGUGGUAAGACAUUUCUCACAGAACCCAGGGCUUGACUCAGGACUUACUGGACUGGGUAUCAGAUUUCCAAUGUCUUUAAGUCCUGGACGGCCUACACAAUUAGCUGUGCUGGUAACCACACAACAGUUAAGGCAUGGUGGCUUAGAAGUCCUAAAUGUCCCACCCUGUUUAGGAUCAAGUACUGUUGCUUCAAGAUUAAGUAGCUAAAAGUACUGCAUAACUUUUGUGUCUCCAGGAACCUAAAUUCUUACAGUGAGAAUAUUGGUAGGGACUCUGUUAGGAUUCGUUUGAAUCUCCGGUUAAAAGAAAUCCGAUGUCCUCAUGUCAAGUAGUAAGUUUAGAACUUACACUUGAGUGAUGAAUUUGCCCUACAGGUUAGACGCACAUGUGAGAUACAUUUCCUGUGCUGUCCCGGCACAUGUAUUCUGCUCCCCAGAAAAUGGUAGCCAGCUAGUGAGACAGGCCUGAGGGCACCUUAGAAGUGGUAGGGUGGAGCAGUAUGUGAUGACACAGUCAGAGUGGUGCUGACAGAGUGAGGCUGGAGGUGGUGGCAGCUGUCGAUGUGAGGCUGAGUUAGGAAGGCGGCAGCUGCCGCCACUGUGCAUUUGGGUCACAUUGGAGAUAGUGCCCAGAAGCUGCCUGCUGCGUGCCCAGGGGAGCUUUAGACAAAGUUCAUGUUGUCUCCCCUGGCUGGGGUAGGGACUUGGCUUAGCAGUUCCCAGUAAGAUGUGAAGGUUAGCAGUCCUAGACUCCAGCUCAGCACUGGGAAAGGAGUCUGCACAUGUAAAUGAUGUGGAGAUGACAGGCUUGUGGGUAGCAAGUCCUCUCGACACAGGUGGGACUCCGGUUGUCUUUCCUGAUCCUCAGACUGCUCAACAGAGCUAUGAGCAGGCUUCUUAGCCUCCUACAUUGCUUUGAGAAAACUUCUUGUGAAAAUCAUUCCUUACAAGUCCUGCUGACUGUCAGUAGGCACUUGUUUUGCACAGACUCCGGUGCCCUGGGCGUGUCUGGGGAAAGAGAUCUCUGAGCUGUUUUAGGAUCAACUGCUCGUUCUUCUUCCCAAUUCUGGCCAAAACUUGGAUCUCUGUCCUCUAACUGAGCCCCAGGAAGUCCUGCUGUCGCUGCUAGAUUGUUUACUAGUCGUUCAACUGGUGAAAAACUUGGGGUUUUUUGUUUGUUUUGUGAUUUCAUUGUUUUCAGAGAUAAGAUUUAUCUGUGUAACAGCUCUGGUUGGCCUAGAACUCCCUCUGUAGACCAGGCUGACCUCAAACUCAGAGAUCCACCUGUCUCUGCCUCCCAAGUGCCGGGGGCAUCCACCACCACCACCCAGCAACCUGCUUAUUUUCUAAGUAAGGGUCUUAAGAAACAAAUUCUUGUCUUCUUAUUUAGCAAGUACUAUAUACUCACUUGUUUUACUUUGCUGUUUUGAGACAGGGUCUCACUAUGUAACCCAGGAUGGUCUUGAACUCAUAGCAGUUCUCCCGUCUCAGCUUUCCAAGCGCAGGGAUUUAAGUUGUGAAUCACCAAGCCUAACAUAUACUUGUGCUGACAAGUUUUGUUUGGUUGGUUUUGGGUGUGAGUUGCUAGGGAUCAGAACAUGGACCUUGGGCUGAAAAUGGUGGUGCACACCUAUAAUCCCAGCACUUGGUAGGCAGAGACAGAUGCAUCUCUGUGAGUUGAAGGCCAGCCAGGGCUACAUAGUGAGACCCUAUCUCACUCUGCCACCCAGCUGUCUCCAGAUCCAGUAGGUUUGUUCUAUAGAGAGCUAGAGAUAGCAAACAGUUCACCAUUCAAUGCUGCAUGGUAUCAUUAGGGGGCGGUACCCAGGAGCAUAGCUGUGUUCACUAACACUUAUUUACAAUAAAGCUCUAAGCUAGUGGUUCUCAACCUGUGGGUCACCACCCCCUUUGGGGCCACAUACCAGAUAUUAACAUUAUCAUUUAUAACAGUAGCAACCCUACAGUUAGGAAGUAGCAACAAAAUAAUUUUAUGGUUGGGGGUCACCACAACCUGAGAAACUGUAUUAAAGGGGUCAUGUGGAAUUAGGAAGAUUGAGAACCACUGCAGGUGCUGGUCCCAGCUCUGAGAGCAGUGGAGUGCUGCCUGGAGUUCAGCACUCCAGAGCAUUGUGUCCUUGUCCAUGAAACUGCAAGGCGAGAUUGUUGGCCACAGCUGUGAGAGUCUUGGUGCCAUCCUAUGAUUUAAUCCGUCUCUUGACCAUGGAGUUGAUUGGACUCUUGGACACAUCUGUGUAAUAAAGAAUGCGUGUUUGUAGAUCAUUUAUGCUUUUUUCUGGAAAAAAAACUAAACCUGGGUUUAUGGAUGACCAGAAUGAACUGGAAACAUUCCUGUGUUGCCAGGAUGGGGGAACUUGUCCUGAGCUGAGUUCUGCUGUGUUCACAAAUUGCUGCUGGGGGGCUGCAGCUCUUCCUCUCUUAUUGCAUUGCUGGGGUGGUAUCCACUAAUUCUCAGGAUUUCUUAUCAGAGGAGUGUUUGUGUUCGUGUGCGUGUAUGUGCGUGUGUUUUCAUGGAAUCCUUUUUUCUUCAUUUUCACAUCUGGAUACAAUAGAUGUUAUGAGGACUCACCAACUAUUUUGUGUUUACUUUUUCUACAUGUUAAACUCUGCAGUAGUUUUGAGACUGUAAUUUAUUUUUGUAUCAAGUGCACUGUAUUCAUAUAUGUUUGUAUUAGAAGCACUACACUGAACUGUGAGUUGUCUGUACACUGAACAAGAAUUCUAGACAUGACCCAUUCAAAUAAAACUUCUAGAAUGUC